Molecule: messenger RNA, 1380 nt
Organism: Gavia stellata (red-throated loon)
Lineage: Eukaryota; Metazoa; Chordata; Aves; Gaviiformes; Gaviidae
Gene: PDZD11
Product: PDZ domain containing 11
Exons: 6
Coding region: 1-423 (140 amino acids)
Biological process (GO): maintenance of epithelial cell apical/basal polarity; neurotransmitter secretion; protein localization to basolateral plasma membrane
Cellular component (GO): cell-cell junction; basolateral plasma membrane; synapse
Molecular function (GO): protein binding
Source: RefSeq, a predicted model, not a curated record
AUGGAGGGCCGGCUGCCCUACGACGACUUCCCGGUGGUCUUCCUGCCGCCCUACGAGAGCCCGCCCGCCUGGGUGCCGCCGCACGAGAGGGUGUACCACCCCGACUACAACAACGAGCUCACCCAGUUCCUGCCCCGCACCAUCGUCCUGAAGAAGCCGCCCGGGGCGCAGCUGGGCUUCAACAUCCGGGGAGGAAAAGCCUCGCAGCUGGGGAUCUUCAUCUCUAAGGUGAUCCCUGACUCGGAUGCGCACAGAGCUGGGCUGCAGGAGGGGGACCAGGUGCUCUCGGUGAACGAUGUGGAUUUCCAGGACAUUGAGCACAGCAAGGCUGUGGAGAUCCUGAAGACAGCCCGUGAAAUCACGAUGCGCGUGCGUUACUUCCCCUACAAUUACCAGAGACAGAAGGAAAGAACUGUUCACUAGUAGGCAGCUGUCUGCUGGGUCUCCAGAGCGGCCGUCCUGCAAAAAACUCUCCACUACUUUUCCUUAACAUCCAAGAUGACACACCAAGUUUCAGCUGUCACUGGAGGUCCAACUGUCCUGUUGGCUGCACAGGCCUCAGCUCUGCUUCCUGCGUGGAGGGUUGCCAACAGAGUCUUACUCAGCUGGAAGAUGGAUGGGGUUUUAGUCUCUACUCCUUGAACGGGGUGUUGAAACAAGCUGAUGUGGAAGUGGGUACCGGAGGGCAGCUUCUCCGGCAAGAUCUGAGCUUCUCUUCUAGUCGGACUUAAUUGAAAGGAGUGCUCUGCUGGUAGUGGUUAGGAUGUAAGGCCAAGAGGGUCUGAGCGUGCUUGAGCAGAGCAUGGCCUUUGUCCUCCAAGAGAUCAACCUGUUCACUUCUCUGGUGAAAUUCUUUCCUCCUCCACUGUCCUACCUCUGCUCUACACUACUGGGUUUGCUUGGGACUUAAGGAACAGGAGUAAAAUCCACUCAAACUCAGCGCACAUCUCUAGCUGCACUAGUCUGCCAAGGCAUGUUUGUACCUCUUUCUUUGCUGCUUAACGACCCCCACGAUAGAGGACCGAGACGCUUAGAGCAUGUUUGUGAACUGCUGCGGGCACUUGGCCAGGUUCCCUCAGGUGUGGUGCUUGCACGGUUAAGGGUUUCACUCGCUGAAUCCGCUUCCUUCACUUGGCACAGCUCUGUCCCUGUCACGUGCUCCCAUCAGAACUCCCCGCCACUUUGAGGUAAACUUCUCCCCUUCCUUGUUCUCAGAGAAAGGGGAGGAAGCCUGCUGUGCCCUGCGCUGGGAGAGCACAGACGAAAACAUGCUAGUUACCAGCAAAUCUGGGUGCAAAUGCGUGGUAGUACCACAUUGUAAAUGGCAUGAGGACAGCCCUGGCUCUGGCCUUCUGUGCGGUGUUUUCCACUUAUCUGUAA